AAGGCACUUCCCAUGUUGCUGUGUUAAUCUGUGAGCGGUGGAGCAGCUGUUUGUGCUCGGCCGGUGAUAGGAGUGGACCGCUGUAACCGAAACAAGCAUCAUGUCAGAGUUGACCGGGAAGGUCCAGACUGUCCUUGGUCUAGUGGAUCCAGACCAGCUGGGCCGCACUAUGACCCAUGAGCACCUGACCAUGAGCUUCGAGUGCUGCUACUUCCCACCUCCUCCAGGUGAUGAGACGGUGGCGGAGAACCCGUUCCAGAUGCAGCACAUGCACUGGCUGAGACAGAACCCCUACAGCUGCCACGAGAACUUGCUCCUGCAGCAGGAGACCGGCGCCGUCCGGGACGAGCUGCUGGCCUACAGGAAGGCCGGCGGGGGCACGAUAGUGGAGAACACCACCACGGGCAUCGACCGGGACCUGCCCACCCUCCGGCAGCUGGCCAAGGACACCGGGGUCCACAUCAUCGCAGGAGCAGGCUACUAUGUGGACUGCACCCACACUGAGGCCACCAAGAAAAUGAGUGUGGAGAAGCUCACAGACAUCAUCGUCAGUGAGGUGCUUCACGGCGCAGACGGGACAGACAUCCGCUGCGGUGUGAUUGGAGAGAUUGGCACCGGCUGGCCCAUCACAGAGAGCGAAAAGAAGGUGCUGAGGGCCACGGCUCACGCUCAGGCUCAGCUCGGCUGCCCCGUCAUCAUUCAUCCCGGCAGAAAUCCUGCCGCUCCGGCUGAAGUCGUCCGGAUUCUCCAGGAGGCCGGUGGUGACAUCAGCAAAACUGUCAUGUCUCACCUGGACAGGACUAUAUUUGAUGAGGGUGAACUGCUUGAGUUUGCCAAACUGGGGAGUUACCUGGAGUAUGAUCUGUUUGGAACGGAGAUGCUGAACUACCCGUAUAACCUGGAGGUGGACAUGCCCAGUGACAUCCAGAGAGUUAAAGCCUUGGCGUUCCUGGUAAAGGAGGGCUACGAGGACAAGAUUGUGGUCGCACAUGACAUCCACACCAAGAACCGCCUGACCAAGUACGGAGGCCACGGCUACUCUCACAUCCUGAAGAACAUUGUGCCGAAGAUGCUGAUGAGGGGCAUCUCGCAGCACCAGGUGGAUAAGAUUCUCAUCAACAACCCGAAACACUGGCUGACCUUCAACUAAAACAAACAAAAAAAAAAAGAGAA
Messenger RNA from Seriola aureovittata, 1173 nucleotides. It is a transcript of the gene pter, whose product is annotated as phosphotriesterase related. NCBI's taxonomy places the organism in Eukaryota, Metazoa, Chordata, Actinopteri, Carangiformes, Carangidae. Gene Ontology annotation, molecular function: zinc ion binding. Bases 101 to 1150 code for a protein of 349 amino acids. Gene Ontology annotation, biological process: catabolic process. The record is from RefSeq and is a predicted model, not a curated record. The transcript has 5 exons.